Molecule: messenger RNA, 396 nt
Organism: Lathyrus oleraceus (garden pea)
Lineage: Eukaryota; Viridiplantae; Streptophyta; Magnoliopsida; Fabales; Fabaceae
Exons: 2
Coding region: 1-396 (131 amino acids)
Source: RefSeq, a predicted model, not a curated record
AUGGUUCAAAGAAACUUUCCACCCAAACUCAAUGAUCUAGGUAGAUUCACCAUUCCUUGUUCCAUUGGUUUACUAACUAUUGGACAUGCUUUGUAUGAUUUAGGAGCUAGCAUCAAUCUGAUACCACUACCUAUGAUGAAGAUGUUGAAUUAUGGUGAGCCAAAACUAACUCAGAUGACCUUGACACUAGUUGCUCGUUCUGUGACCUACCCAUAUGGAGUUAUUGAAGAUGUCCUUGUUAGAGUUAAAGACUUAUUGUUUUCCACAUACUUUGUGAUUUUGGACAUGCCAGAAGAUUCUGACACACCACUCAUUCUAAGAAGACCGUUUUCUAGUAACAGGGAUGAAAGAGCAAGAGGAGCUGGAUCAGAGAAGAAACCAGACGACAACGCAUGA